This is a messenger RNA of Penicilliopsis zonata CBS 506.65, 1791 nucleotides long. RefSeq lists its product as hypothetical. The record is from RefSeq and is a predicted model, not a curated record. NCBI's taxonomy places the organism in Eukaryota, Fungi, Ascomycota, Eurotiomycetes, Eurotiales, Aspergillaceae. The transcript is spliced from 4 exons. Bases 1 to 1791 code for a protein of 596 amino acids.
AUGAAGGUGGCUUCAUGUACUAGAAUAAACUUAAACCUAGAUUUAGUUGUAAGUUCCAAGAUCCUUCCUAAGCGUGCCUAUUGUGAUGCUGUGCGCCCUAGUAAGGAAGUCUUCAGCUAUGUCCUUGAGGAGAGGCUCAAGACGUGGUCCUCAUACCUGGAUGCCGGAAGGGAUGACAUCCAAAUUCCCCGGCAAGCCAUCGACCUGAAAUCUCUUGUGAACGAGACUCCUCGCUUUCUCGCAGAUGGCAUCGGUUCUAUUGAAGAGCCGAUUUCGUUUGCAUGUGAGGAGAAGCAGUCAGCGCAGCGGAGAGAAAGCCUGCUCAUCAAUGGCCGAUCAACAUGGAGAACUUCCGGAGGAAUAUGUGACCUACCACCCAAAGUCCUGCCAAAGAGUCUUCCCCUGGCAGUCAGCAGUCGAUUGAGUGUGACAUUAUCAGAGAACGCUCCCCUCUCGGACUGGCCUGGAGUACGGGGAUUGACGGACUACGAUACGGGAAACUUUCUGUCAGUCCUCUAUUUUGCAUGGGCUUAUAUACUGUCUGCUCGAUGGGUCUACACCUCGGAAGUCUUGAAACGUCCAAUGCCGCAGCCAGACAACAAACACACGGUUCAUGUUGACAUUGGCGAUAAUGCGUCUGAAGAGGAGAUCUUGUGGUGGCGCGCGAUCUUGAUUCCUGAAAAUGGAUGGGAUGCAACCGCCAAGUACAAUGGUCAUGUCUAUCUGUCGCCAUGGUCAAUUUCGGUAAAGAAGACAGGAUUAACCCUGGCCAGAAAGCCCUCUUUAGGCACCAGGUUAGAGCCCCUGGGAUCGACUACUGCUCUCGAAUAUCUCUCUCAUUUCUGUGUCUACCAUCGUCUUUAUGCUCAAUGUUCAGUCGCGCUUGCUGGUGCACUCUACAUUUUAUUCAUGAGGGGGAAGACGGUUUCCCUUCCACUUCUAAAACAACCUUGUCAACUCAGAGUACCGCAGAGGCUAGGUGGCUCCUCUCUCUCUAUUUCAAAUCUUCUCACUGAGCAUACCAACCUCCUUUCCAAGUACAUGACAUUGAGUUGCAAUAUAUGGGGGUUGCGAUCACUCCUGUACAGCACCUUUUUCAAUCUAGAUAUCGAGUGUAACCUGGUCAGUGCCUGGCUGAAUCCGGCUUUUGCGGUCCUCGACUCUAUCUCGUCUACAGAAAGCUCACUGGCCACUCUUUUGACAAAUCGGCAGCCUCGACUCAGAGUUCUCUGGUUAGGUGCAAUCUUCACAGAUGUGGCAGGGUCUGUCUUGCGCGACAUACGAGUGGGAAUGGCAGCUUUGGAUCUUCCAGCCUCUGCCUGGGCGGGCGCAAUACAGACAUUCUUGACCUCCAAAAUGGAAGGCAGUGAUGGCGAGUCUAUACGCCGUGAGGAUGAAUGUCGGUUGUUAUUCAUUACUGCUUCCGAAGGCCAUGAUCGACCUCCCGUCUGGCCGUGGAAGCCCUUUGGUGAUACCCAAUUCUGUGAUGCAGAUAUUGCGGUUCGACAACAUGCUCAAUGUGCCGUCCAUUGCCUGGAAUACGAAUCUUGGCAAUGGAUACUAUCGGACAACCGCACAAUUCAAGACUUCAGAAGAGGGAAUAGCCAUGCUGAUCAAGGAAUACCUCCAUCCCUCAAUAGUACAUCAGUUGCGCUCGAAAGCAUAUACCAACAUUCAUGGUUUGAUUUGGAAGGCACUGACGAAGACUUUGAGGAUACAGAAUCAGACGUGGCAAUGGAUUGUCAUGUUGAAGAUUGGCUUGACGGUAUUGUUUCUUCUGUGCUGGGUUAG